AACAUGGCGACUCGCCGACGACCCACAUGGUGGUCGUCCAGUGGUCAGGCCUAAGCAUGACGAGUCUGGGGAUUUCUCGGUCGUUUUUCACGUCGGUGUCUCACCGCGCACCGGGGCGAUGGGCCCUCGCGGGUUUCCACACGUCUGCUCCGCUGGGGCCGAUGUUCUGGGAGAAGGACGAGAGGUCGGGGUAUAAGUCGCAGUUGGACGAUGUGCCGCGGUUGAAGCUCGUCAAGGAUGGCCUCAAGAUGAUGCCGUCGGAGUGCAAGAAGUGGAUCGAGGAGUGGAAGGGGAAGCUGUUUGGGGAUUUUGCGAUGCCGAGGCCAGGCAUUCCUGACAACGUUUGGAAGUUCGACAGCGCAGAAGACCUGAGCAAGUGGACGGUGACGGUCGAUGCCGACAACAGCGAGGGAUUCAGCAGUGCGGAGUUGGUGCUCAGUCCCGUGGGGAAGGGUCUCUUCCAGGGAAACCUUUGCACUCUCGUUCCUCGGGAAGGUCGCAUCAAGAGGACUGGGUAUUGUGCUAUGAAAAGCCAUAGACUCACGAGGUCUUUUCAGAGGUAUGAUACCUAUGAUUGGAGAGACUACACUCAUUUGGUGAUGCGAGUCAGAGGAGAUGGAAGAACAUACAUGCUCAAUCUUCACACAGCAGGAUUCUAUGAUAUUCUGUGGAAUGACAUGUAUCAAUACCUCUUAUUCACGAGAGGAGGUCCACAUUGGCAGUAUGUUAGGAUACCUUUCUCAAAAUUCUUCUUCUCAAGCAAAGGCCGAAUUCAAGACAAACAGUUCGCCAUUCAGCUCGACAGAGUGAACAGCCUGGGCAUUGGGGUUGGAGACAAGAUUAAUGGCCCCUUUCGACUGGAGAUAGACUAUAUUGGUGUGGAAAUGGAUCCCAGUUAUCAAGAAGAGUUUGCCUAUGAACUUUAUACAAUGCCAAAAUACACCACUGCACAUUGAUCUUCACCUGAAAAAAAAUUUCAUUGGUGUUUAGAUACAUGUGUGUGAACAAAGCUGUGAUAUCUAGUCAUUGAAUAACAUUAAAUUUGAACUGUGC
Molecule: messenger RNA, 1053 nt
Organism: Darwinula stevensoni
Lineage: Eukaryota; Metazoa; Arthropoda; Ostracoda; Podocopida; Darwinulidae
Source: the annotation of a GenBank genome assembly